This is a messenger RNA of Scutellospora calospora, 429 nucleotides long. The record is from the annotation of a GenBank genome assembly. NCBI's taxonomy places the organism in Eukaryota, Fungi, Glomeromycota, Glomeromycetes, Diversisporales, Gigasporaceae.
AUGACAAAAGAAAAAUGGGAUCACUUUAGCAAGGAGGUAGAACAAUUAAUAAGUAAUACAGCGACCACAAAGCUAGGCAAAAAACAUGGGGAAGACACAUAUCAGCUAAACAAAACAUGGAACAAACUCUCCGCAGCAAUAAUAGAAAGAGCAAAAAAAGAUAUUCCUAAUAUAACAAAGAAAAUAAACUAUUCAAUCACCAAAAAAUAUAACUACCAGGCAACCAAAAUACACAAAAUUCUUACGAAUAUUAGAUCUGUAUUAAGACAUAUAGAGACAAAUAUACUACAGAUUGACAAAGAGUGGUGCAAUCAAAAAAUUAUCCAAAUCAACAAAUCAGUUAAAGAAACUAUACUAGUAAUAGUGAAUUCAGAAUUACUCACUAACAUAUUUCAAAUACUCCUAAAAGAAAAAAGUGAAAUCACUAAA